AUGUCAGGCCCUACAUAUGUCUGCCUGUCCAAGGCACUUGUUCGAAGGCGGAUGCUCGCAGCUCUUUCGAUGUACUUCUGUGUGACUACAGUGCUUUGUGAGCGUCUGCCAGUAGACGAAAACGAGCUGGAGGAGGCUUCGGCCGAUCGACCUGCAAACGACUUGGAUGCUGCAAAGGCUUCGGCCGCAGCUUCCCAAGACGCUGCUGGAAAGGUGUUGGAGACUGCGCCUCUUCUGCCAGCGCUGAGUUUGAAGGCUUCCUCCGCUCUAGCUCUCGCAGACCACGAGAACAUCUCGCACACCUCCGCAGAGGCAGUGCAGAAGGCCUCGGCGGCUUCCUCAAGUUCGAAAGCCAGGGUCUCUGCGCAGACGCAGGCCAGGCAGAAGGCCGCGAUGCACCGGCUCUUCGCCCGGCGAACUUCAGAGGCAGCCCAUGAGGGGCACGUCUCAGUGAUAGCCCAUGGGCGACAGCAUCGCUGGGACCUGGGCAACGACUACUCCAGCGACGGUGAAGCGCGGGAGGAAGAGGACGACGGCUCCGAGUCCAUGGCUAGGAAUCAAAGGCUGACUGACGACCAGAGGAAGCAGAUGCGCGUGUUGGAGCAGGAACUGGACAGCAGCCAUCCAGCCAACACCGGUGGCGUGCUGUCAUCUGUUGCUGAGCAACCGAUGCUGUUGGCAGUGGCCGGCGGCAUCGGAGCAUCUGUCGGCAACACGGGAAGCAUCAACUUCGAUCGAGAUCUCAUUCGCCGGAUGAAGAUGCAGGACUUGGUCGUGAUGUGCUUGCUUCUGUUCGUGUACUAUGCGACCUUGUCCUUCAGCGCUUGCCUAGCGCACAGACAGGCUGCAAACAGAUCUCGGGUGAAGUUUUACGCAGACCCGCGGAUGUACAUUAGCACAGCAGACCAGGCAGAGGAAAUCGCUUUCCUGGAGGCAUUCAACCAGAAGCCGAAGCAAGUCCAUCUGCGAGUUACUGGCUACCUGCCCGUCACCAACAACUUUCCCGGGUCCUUCUUCUGGCGAGAUGGCCUUUAUGCCGUCGCCUUUUCGUUCGCACUAGACUUGACGCCGUGGGUGGCGCGGACGAGCUUUCGGCAGCCAGAGGACACUGACGAUGAAGACGCACCAGAGGCUGGCGUGCCGAGCGAGGACUUGCGGAAGCUUCGGAGUUUCCUGGCAGAAGACACCAACGAUAUGGCAAUUGUCGAAAUGAGGAAAACAAUUACCUGGCCAUGCUGGGAGGAGUUGGCCAUGAACAUUAAGCACCGAGUCCGCCAAGCUGGCUUUCAAGGAGUCAUCAACAUCGACCGCACAGAGCAGGAAGAUAUGUGCAUCUACAAGAACACACAGUGGGCCAACUUCAUGCACGGCAAAGCACUCAAGGUGCUGUUGGCCCUGAGUGUGGUGGGAUGGCUGUUCUACGUGCCUUACAUGUGGUUGCGAUGCACGCAUUUGCAUGUCAACUGCGCGCACAGCAUCAAGAUUUCGAUAAGUGAGUUCUGGCCGUUCAUUGUGGAGGGCUUGGGCGCAAACGGAUUUCUCGUGGGGGAGGCGCCGCAGGCGGUCUUCCCAGCCCAGCGAGAAAAUUCCGUCGAGGCGGAGUCUUCGGACGAUGACACCAAUGCGAACAGGACCAACAGCGACUGA
Molecule: messenger RNA, 1647 nt
Organism: Symbiodinium sp. CCMP2592
Lineage: Eukaryota; Dinophyceae; Suessiales; Symbiodiniaceae
Source: the annotation of a GenBank genome assembly